AUGGUAGGAAAACGCGCUUCUAACGGAAGUGGGGCAGCUAAUAUCAAAAAACAAAAGAGUGAAAAUACCAAAGAACUUCAUUGGCAAUUGAAUGAUUCUGGUAAAAAGAGGGUGACUCUUUCAGACUUUCGUGGAACUACAUAUGUACAUAUUCGUGAAUAUUAUGAGAAGGAUGGAGAAAUGCUCCCUGGAAAGAAGGGGAUCGCAUUGAAUCCGAAUGAAUGGAUGCAAUUCAAACGUAUGGUUGGAGAGGUGACCGAUGCUCUUGGGUUAGUAGACGAGGAUGAAGAUGAGGAAGAGAAGAAAGAAAAUGCGGAUUUCGAAACCACAAGAAAGGAAGAACAAGAAUCAACCGAUACCAAACAUGAACCUAAGCAAGAAGAAGGAUCCAAGGAGGAGAAUCAAUCCGGUAGUGAAGACGAAAAAUAA
Schizosaccharomyces octosporus yFS286 is the source of this 429-nucleotide messenger RNA. Its product is annotated as transcription coactivator PC4. The transcript is spliced from 2 exons. The record is from RefSeq and is a predicted model, not a curated record. Gene Ontology annotation, biological process: positive regulation of transcription initiation by RNA polymerase II. Bases 1 to 429 code for a protein of 142 amino acids. Lineage: Eukaryota; Fungi; Ascomycota; Schizosaccharomycetes; Schizosaccharomycetales; Schizosaccharomycetaceae. Gene Ontology annotation, molecular function: transcription coactivator activity; DNA binding.